AUGUAUUAUUGUAUAAUGAUAACAUUUCUAGUUUCAAGUAUAAAAUGCAGUCAAUUCGUUGGUUUGACAUCAAUCAGCGAAAUGUUUCUCAAAGCAAUCGUAUUCUUUGCUCUCCUAGCAGUGGCGGUCGCCAGCGCCGUGAGACCCCGAGUCGGUCUUCAGAUGCCGAUCUUGCCGCAUUUUUCACCUCAGAUAGUCGGAGGUGAAGAGGCACCGGAAGGUGCUUACCCAUACAUAGUUUCCCUUGACUUCUUCUCCCAGCACUUCUGCGCCGGAUCCAUUUUGAACGAGCGCUGGAUCAUAACUGCAGCGCACUGCAUUCAAGCAGUUCCUUCUGUAAAUUAUAUUAGCGUCAAGGCUGGAAAGCACCAUAUUCUACGUAAUGAGCCCGAUGAACAGACGGUCGAAGUUUCUGAAGGUUAUGUACAUGAAAAAUAUGGGGGUGGUGUUGGUCCAUAUGACAUUGGUCUGCUUAAGCUUGCGUCCCCAUUGAAGUUGACAAAGCGAGUACAAGCCAUCGAGUUGGCAGCACCAGAAAGUGACCCAUCGGGAGAGGCAUGGCUUGCUGGAUGGGGCUCCACCUCGAGUAGCCAUUUCCCGGAAAUGCCAGACAUACUCCAGCAUGUUCAGAAGGAGUACGUCGAUCGCGCUAUUUGUCACGAAUCCGUCGAGCGCUUGACUGGAUCUUCUCCCGUUCAUGAAACCAAUGUCUGCACUGAUGGGCCAUUUGACGAGAAAAUCUCCGCAUGCAGUGGUGACUCCGGUGGCCCUCUAAUCUCGUACAAUGGACAAAAGCCGGUGCUCACUGGAAUAGUAUCUUGGGGUAUUAUGCCAUGCGGUUAUCCAGGCGCGCCAUCCGUGUACACCAGGGUGUCCAAAUUCAAUGAUUGGAUUGCGCAGAAAAUCAGUGGUUAUUAAUGACGGCAAUAUUGACGACGUAUCAUUGUAUACUGAUGACGACUUAUUAUAUAUUAUAUUAUUCAACAUUAAAUAAAUAUGCAGCAUAAAUGAA
This is a messenger RNA of Temnothorax curvispinosus, 1012 nucleotides long. RefSeq names its product trypsin-1-like. The transcript has 5 exons. The record is from RefSeq and is a predicted model, not a curated record. Gene Ontology annotation, biological process: proteolysis. Gene Ontology annotation, molecular function: serine-type endopeptidase activity. Bases 1 to 918 code for a protein of 305 amino acids. NCBI's taxonomy places the organism in Eukaryota, Metazoa, Arthropoda, Insecta, Hymenoptera, Formicidae.